UGCAGGGUGGCAGCCCGCGGCGGGUUCCAGGUAACCGAAGCGCCGCGCAGUGCUGACCCGGCCGCCCGCCGCUGAGCCAUGGAAAUCGGCACCGAGAUCAGCCGCAAGAUCCGGAGUGCCAUUAAGGGGAAAUUGCAAGAAUUAGGAGCCUACGGGCUCCAUGGUGUAUUAGAUAAACUUCGCUCUGUUACAACUGAGCCCUCUAGUCUAAAGUCUGCAGACACCAGCAUCUUUGAUAGUACCGUGCCUUCAAACAAGAGCAGCUUUAGUCGGGGAGAUGAGCGAAGGCACGAAGCUGCAGUCCCUCCCCUUGCCGUUUCUAGCUCUAGGCCUGAGAAAAGAGAUUCCAGAGUUUCUGCAAGUUCGCAGGAGCAGAAAUCCACUAAUGUCAGACAUUCUUAUGAUGAUGGAACUUCAACCCGGCUAAUGUCAACAGUGAAACCUCUGAGGGAGCCAGCACCCUCUGAAGAUGUGAUUGAUAUCAAGCCAGAACCAGAUGAUCUCAUUGAUGAAGACCUCAAUUUUGUGCAGGAGAAUCCCUUAUCUCAGAAAAAACCUACAGUGACACUUACGUAUGGUUCUUCUCGCCCUUCUAUUGAAAUUUACCGACCACCUGCAAGUAGAAAUGCAGACACUGGUACCCAUUUAAACAGGCUGCAACUUCAGCAGCAGCAAAGCAGUGCUCACGCUGCCAAGCAGCUGGAGGUACAGAGCAGCCAGGUCUACGAAGCAGGACGUCUGUGCGAACCGGAAGUGCUUAGCAGCAUAGAGGACACUUACAGCCCCUUCUUCAGAAACAGCAUGGAUAAGAUGAGUAUUGAGGAUGAAAACUUUCGGAAGAGAAAGUUGUCUGUGGUAAGUUCCGUUGUAAAAGUAAAAAGGUUCAGUCAUGAUGGAGAAGAGGAGGAGGAAGAUGAGGACUACAGCUCCCGGGUAGGAAGCUUGUCCAGCCUCGUGUCGGUGCCAGCAAAGCCUGAGAGGAGACCUUCUCUUCCACCUUCUAAACAAGCUAACAAGAAUCUAAUUUUGAAGGCUAUCUCUGAAGCUCAAGAGUCUGUAACAAAAACAACUAACUAUUCUGCAGUUCCACAGAAACAGACACUUCCAGUUGCUCCCAGGACUCGAACUUCUCAAGAAGAAUUGCUAGCAGAAAUGGUCCAGGGGCAAAGCAGGGCCCCCAGAAUAAGUCCCCCUGUUAAAGAAGAGGAAGCAAAAGGAGAUGGUACAGAAAAACUUCAAGGCACUCAAGAGAGGCAGUUAUUAUCCCGACUGCAAAUUGACCCAGUCAUGGUAGAGGCAAUGGAGAUAAGUCCAGAUUACUAUGACAUGGAAUCCAUGGUCCAUGCAGACACAAGAUCAUUUAUUCUGAAGAAGCCAAAGCUGUCUGAGGAAAUAGUAGUGACACCAAACCAGGAGUCAGGGAUGAAGACUGCAGAUGCCCUUCGGGUACUUUCAGGACACCUUAUGCAGACACGAGAUCUUGUACAACCAGAUAAACCUGCAAGUCCCAAGUUUAUAGUGACGCUGGAUGGUGUCUCCAGCCCCCCAGGAUACAUGUCAGAUCAAGAGGAGGAGAUGUGCUUUGAUGGAAUGAAAUCCGUAAACCAAACUGCAGCCUCAAACAAGGGACUCAGAGGUCUCCUCCACCCACAGCAGUUGCAUUUGAUGAGCAGGCAGCUUGAGGACCCAGAUGGUAGCUUUUCCAACGCUGAGAUGACUGACCUAAGUGUGGCACAAAAACCAGAAAAGCUUUUGGAGCGCUGCAAGUACUGGCCUGCUUGUAAAAAUGGGGAUGAGUGUGUAUAUCAUCAUCCCAUUUCACCUUGCAAAGCCUUUCCCAAUUGUAAAUUUGCUGAAAAAUGUUUAUUUGUGCAUCCAAAUUGUAAAUAUGAUGCAAAGUGUACUAAGCCAGAUUGUCCCUUCACUCACAUGAGUAGAAGAAUUCCAGUACUGACUUCAAAACCAGUAGUCCCAUCACCAGCACCAUCUUCUAAUGGGUAGCUCUGCCGAUACUUCCCAGCUUGUAAGAAAAUGGAAUGUCCCUUCUACCACCCAAAACACUGUAGGUUUAAUACUCAGUGUACAAGACCAGACUGCACAUUUUAUCACCCCACCAUUACUGUACCACCAAGACAUGCCUUGAAAUGGAUUCGACCUCAAACUAGCGAAUGAUGCCCUAGCCCUACCUGGCAAGAAGAUCAUGCAGUUUGAAAGCUUCCAUCUUCUGAUGAGGGAGAUUCUACAGAACUUGUCACGUCUUUGAAAUUUAGAAUAUAUUGCUUUCAUAAUAUGAAAAAAAA
This is a messenger RNA of Peromyscus leucopus (white-footed mouse), 2300 nucleotides long. Its product is annotated as zinc finger CCCH domain-containing protein 14-like. Gene Ontology annotation, biological process: regulation of mRNA stability. Gene Ontology annotation, molecular function: poly(A) binding; metal ion binding. Gene Ontology annotation, cellular component: cytoplasm; nucleus. Lineage: Eukaryota; Metazoa; Chordata; Mammalia; Rodentia; Cricetidae. The record is from RefSeq and is a predicted model, not a curated record.